Messenger RNA from Cherax quadricarinatus, 5606 nucleotides. RefSeq lists its product as uncharacterized. The record is from RefSeq and is a predicted model, not a curated record. NCBI's taxonomy places the organism in Eukaryota, Metazoa, Arthropoda, Malacostraca, Decapoda, Parastacidae.
CGCCGCCAGUGACCCUUAUAAACCCAACAGAAAGAAGACAGCAUGGCCAGGAUGCUGUCCUUGUUCACACUUGUAUAACCUCACAAUACAUCAUCCUCAACAUCAGGACAGUGUCCACCAUGAAGAAAUUCGUACGUAGCAGCUAUUCGCUCAAGCUGAAAAAAAUUAGCCUGGUAAUUGAGAAGAAGGAAGAAAAAAAAAGCAGUAUUCAAGAUGCUGCCAAAUUGGAAGUUCUUUCCACGAAUUUUCAUACGUUGGAGAUCCUCUCACUGUACACUAUCAUGAUUGUGAAGCGGUAUGCCAGGGACUCCACCUUCUUCCAUACUCAUUUUCCAAAUUUUAUCAAAGUAAUUGAAAGCAACUUAAACAGACUGAAGACUGAAAAGAAAUGGUUUUUUGCCACUCUCCGAGACCAAGCACGUCUGUUUCAUAAUGAGUGGGACAAGUACUUAUUUGAAAUUAAUGUGGGUCGUAUUCAUUACAACUCUCAUCUUCUUAUGGUGGCUUUGAUGUUGGGACUGGAGAAGAUCUGGGUAUCAGAUGGAUGCUUACCACUCGAUGAAGAAAAGACUAUCAGUAAACUUAAAUUAAUGUUUGGCAAGGAUCAACCAGUUUUUGCCCUCAAGCAGCUCAGCCAAACUGAUCACAUGUUUGAGUUCUUGGCCAGUCACUCACCCAACCUGGCGGUUCUUUAUCUACCCCGCAGUGAUGUUCAUUCAUUCCAAAGUUGUGUCAAAUUUACGAGCCUACGUGUUAUAGAACUGGCAGGUGGUGUGUCAGACAAAGUGAUGUGUAGUGCCCUUUGGAACAUCAACAAGAAGAGCGAUAAAGUGUUAGAGAUGGCCAUCAAGGAGUCAAAGGACCCGAUUUGUUGGCAGUUGUCUCUGCCACACCUGGAGGUACUGAGAAACAACAUGCUACAGACCCGAGGACAGGCUAAUACCAUGCGUCUCUCUCUGGGUGCUGCUGCCUUGGCCAUCCAACCCAGUCUAAAGACAGUGGAAACCCUGCAGUCGUGGGACACUUACACUGCUGUUCUUUUCCUCCUUGAUAUGGAAGCCAAACAGAGGAGUACAAAUGGCAGUCGUUGUAAUGAGCGCAAAUUAACUGUGACCACUUUGACCAUUAACUAUCAUAAAGACCUGGACAUGAUAGAGUUGAAGAGGGUGAUGAAUGCCUGCCCUAUGCUCUCUCAUUUGACAGUCAGCAAUGCUGAGAAUAUUCACAAAGAUUUGCCUCUACUGUGCAGAAUCAUACCAAUGAAGCAAGUGAAAAAUCUGACUGUGGAUGUCUCCAAAUUAACAAACCUGGAGCUGACGGUACUACUGGCAGAGAUGAGCAAUUUAGAACACUUGACCCUGGAACUCACUCCACAGGCAAUUGUUAAAUUUAACGUUCCCAUUGAAGGAGAGACUAGGAGUGCCAUGCUGCCCAGAAUCAAAAUCCUGGUUAUUGAAUUUAUCUCCCCUGGAGUGGAUGUCUGGGUAUCACCAGAAGAAAUAAACUUACAUGCAAAAGACAUAAUAAGCUUCCUGUCAUCGUUCUCAUUUGUUAAGGAGCUUUAUUUUUACAACACUUUGCUUGCACCAGCUCCAUAUUUAGUUUAUGGAUGUAUCGGAGGAUCUUUGGCUGUGUUACAUGACUUGCAGCAUCUGUCUGUCAUUUCCUGCCAUGAGGACAUUCCAAGAGAGCUCAGCCAGUGGCCACAGGAGAUAACUAUGUCAAACCAUUAUAAGGGAGUGCCUAUCAUGCUGGCAGACCUGCAGGAUGAAACUACAUUCAAGCAUCUACGAGCUCUAGAGAGUUUAGAGAUUGAUGAGUUUUAUAUCAAUCCUAGCAUCGACAUCAUGAUUGAAGCUCUGCGACUGUCUGGAGUUAAGGUGGCUGUGCACUAUCGUCCUGGAAUGGAACAAAAUCUAUACAAUUGUAAGUCAUUUAGUAUACAGUAUAUUGCAACUCCCUCCAGGAUUCUGAUAGAAUUAGUUCAGGUAUGUUUGUUUUCACAAUGAUAUAGCCUGAAAUUCCUAGUCAUGUUGAUUUUACUCAGUUUUUAUAAUUUUUUUUUUUGGGGGGGGGGGGUUUAACUAUAAGUUUUUUUUUUAGUGCAACAUUAAUUUUACUUUCAGAUACAAUAUAUUUUUUUUCAGAUGCAACAAAUGAAAGUUAUCGACCAACAAUUCGAAAAGGAGUAUAAUUUAUAAGCACCUUUAUAAAUACAAAUUAUGUAUACAAAUACGUAUUUAUAUUUAUUAUUUUUAUUAUUAUUAUCACACUAGCCGAUUCCCACCAAGGCAGGGUGGCCCGAAAAAGAAAAACUUUCACCAUCAUUCACUCCAUCACUGUCUUGCCAGAAGGGUGCUUUACACUACAGUUUUUAAACUGCAACAUUAACACCCCUCCUUCAGAGUGCAGGCACUGUACUUCCCAUCUCCAGGACUCAAGUCCGGCCUGCUGGUUUCCCUGAACCCUUUCAUAAAUGUUACUUUGCUCACACUCCAACAGCACGUCAAGUAUUAAAAACCAUUUGUCUCCAUUCACUCCUGUCAAACACGCUCACGCAUGCGUGCUGGAAGUCCAAGCCCCUCGCACACAAAACCUCCUUUACCCCCUCCCUCCAACCUUUCCUAGGCUGACAAACUCAGAAGUUUGAUAAAUCUGUAUAUUUCAGUCCCCUUCUGGAAUCCUCUGAAGGGGAUCAAAUUAUACAGAUAAAUCAAUCUUCUGAGUGUGUCUCUUCAUAUGAGUUUUUGUUGAGCAUUGUCGAGAGUUCAUUACACUUUUUUUUUUUUUUUUUUUUUUUAACACACUGGCCGUAUCCCACCAAAACAGGGUGACCUAGAAAAAACAACUAAAGUUCUUUUUGAAUAACACUUCAGGUGGGAAGUACAAUACCUGCACUUUAACCCUUUGAGGGUCCGUCCCGUAGAUCUACGGCUUUACGUUCAGGGUCCAAACCAUCAAAACAGAUCUACGUCAUGAGCUCAGCUCACUCUGAUAAACUGUGAGUGGUACAUUUGGGCCUAGAUAUGAGAGAAUACAUCUGUGGUAUGUGUACACCACAUAAAACAGAUCCUGCAGCACGCUGUGUAUAAUAAGAGAAAAAACUGAAAUCAUGAUUUUUCAAUUAAAACAGCGACUUUGCAGUGUUUUUUUGUAUGUUUUUUAUAGUUCUAUUUGCGAUUUCUUGGUCUCAUUUGAUAGAAUGGAAGACAUAUUACAGAAAUAGAGAUGAUUUUGAUUGGUUUUAGCACAGGAAAUGGCUUGAAACUGAGCUCAAAGUAGCAGAAAUGUUAAAUUUUUGCCGAUAUUCAAGAGUAAACAAACGACCUCACACGUCUAAUACACGCCAGCUGGUGGGUCUAAUAUGCAUUCACAAAUAUGGUGAUGAUAUUUAUACAAUUAUUACAGUAUUGCAUAACAGUAAAUCUUCUAUUUUUUGGUGUGAAUAAAAAUUCAUUGUGAAUAAAAACUCAAAAUGGAAUUUAUUUGUAAAGCCUCAAAAUGUAACUAAUGAACAGAGGAAAUGUUAGUUUAGUUCCAGGAAUACCUACAUUGUUUAUUCUGAACCCUAUUUUGAAAUUGGAAUAUUUUGAACUUUGUGUUAAAUUGGCCAAAUUAACAAUUUCCGAUCACUUUAAUUUGUAGUUGAAACAGUUGACUUGGCGAUUUCUUGUGCUCAGUCGAUAGAAUAGAAGUAAUACUAGUGAAAUAGCUAAGAAUUUGGUUGACUGGAAUAAUGUAAUUGGCCUAAAAUGGGAGUCAAAAUCGGCAAAAUCGCCGAUUCGUAAAUAUCGCUGACACAUCAAAAUUCGCUAGAGCAUAAUUUUGUUAAUUUUCCAUCAAAUUUCGUACUUUUUGUUUUUAUUACCUUCACAAAAAGAUUCUCUACCAUUUCAUAAGAAAAAAUAACAAUUUUUCUUUUUUUUUAAAUUCUUGGACACUGGGGCACCACUUCAGAUUUGGGCCUUGGACCCUGAAGGGGUUAAAGGAGGGGUUUGGGAUAUUUGCUGUUUGGAUGAUAUCUGAACUGUAAUAUCUGUGCACCUCAGCAAAGACAGCGAUUAUGUGUGAAUGACGGUGAAAGUUUUUUUUUUUGGCUACCCUGCCUCGGUGGGAGAUGGCCAGUGUGUUGAAAAUACAUGUGUAUAUGUAAUUUUCAUAUAGUUAUUUUCAUAUAUGUUAUUUUCAUAUAGUCGGACUUGAGUCCUGGAAAUGGGAAGUACAAUGCCUGCACUUUAAAGGAGGGGUUUGGGAUAUUGGCAGUUUGGAGGGAUAUGUUGUGUAUCUUUAUACAUAUAUGCUUCUAAACUGUUGUAUUCUGAGCACCUCUGCAAAAGCAGUGAUAAUGUGUGGUGAAAGUGUUGAAUGAUGAUGAAAGUAUUUUCUUUUUGGGGAUUUUCUUUCUUUUUUGGGUCACCCUGCCUCGGUGGGAGAUGGCCAACUUGUUGAAAAAAAAAAAAAUAUGUAAUGUCGCACUGUAUAUAUAUUAAAUGCACACAAACACACUUGUGUGCAUAUAAAAACUCAUCUUGCUUGUUAUAGGAGAGAGUAAUUACAGAUUAAUGUAUUUCACUGAUAAUACCAGAGGAACACUGCAGUAGGCCUAUUGACCUAUGCUAGGCAGGCCCUACUUGGUUAACCCCUCCAGAGGUGCCUGACUGAUAGUGAGGGGUUGUUGAUCCAAGGAAUUGAACCUGUUCUCCCUGUCCUUAGAUUAAAUUAAGGUAAACCUGAUUGCCUUCCAUUCCUCCAGGUGCUGUAUGACUCUUACGGGUUUAAUGUAUGCCAGUGACAUUUUUAUUACAUUCAUGGGGGGAGUGCUAAACCCAUAGGGGUCAUACAGUACCUGGCAGAAUGGGAGGCAUUCAGGCUCUAUUCAAGUAAUUGAACACAGAUCCAAUGUAAUAAUAGUCACCAGUAAACGAAAGUUUUGAAGCGAUAGCCUUUAAAAUUAGUAAGUAUGUAUACCAGUUUAAGUAGGUAAAUGACUGUUGAAUCAUCUAACAAACAGUAAACAGAGAAAAGUCUUGACUUCACAAAAUUUUGUCUUUGCUAAGUAAACACAGUCCUGUUUUACUGUUUCUCAGCCUCAUUGCCAUGCUAAAACACUAGCUACUGCUGAGCAUCCUGUCAUCCAGAAAAUUAUUUAUAGUAACUAUCACAGUUUCAGCAUAAUUUUUGAAAUAAUUCUGUUCUCUGUAACCUACUAAUCAUCCCUUUCCCUUUUGCCACCUGAUACCCUUGCUUCCUUCCUGCCCUGCAGCGCUGUAUAGCCCCUGUGGUUUAGCGCUUCUUAUUAUAAUAAAAAAAUUUAAAAUAAUUAUUAUACAUUGAUGAAAGUACAGUGCUAUGGGGAAAAAAAAAUCCCUGUUAAGAUGGGUGAAGAACUUGCUACAGUACCUCACUACCAUACAUUGUCACAGGUCUCUCAGUACUGUUAAAACUCCUGGCUGUAACAGUUACCGAUUUAUUGCUCCUAUGGCUCGUGUGUGCUGUCAAUGUUUGUCAAGAAUUAUGUGGAUCAAAAUAUGGGUGAUGUCUUUAGUAGGAGACUGCUGGUGAUAAAAAAAAAAAAAAAAAAAAAAAAAAAAAUUAAAUGGAGAAAA